AUGCGGCGGCUCGUUCUUAAUGCUGUCUUUCUUUUAUGUUUCCUUUCUUGUGCUGUCGUCAAAGGAGAAAUCGUCAAGGACAACGACCCGGGGAUGGUGUACAGCGGAUUCUGGCUAGCAGACGGCUCGCCAAACGCACUUGGGAACCACGAGACAUGGACGAACCAGUCGGGGGCGAGCGUAUACUAUGACUUCACCGGGACGCAGGUGAAGGUUUACGCGACUAGGCGUCCAGUUGGCACGUAUAUGACCCUCGUCUCCUUCACGAUCGAUGACGACCAGCCGAUGAUGUGGGAUACGACGGAUCCGGUGGAGCAAGAGACGUUCAACACAUUGGUCUACACCUCGAACACGCUCCCGGCGGGCCAGCAUCGCAUCGAGAUGCAGAACCUCGGCUCAAUCUUCUGGUUGGUAUAUCUCGACGUUACAACUUCCGAUAUUACGCCACUGCCUAUAAACCCGCCAUCGUCCAGCACCACGACUACGAGCAGCAGCACUACGAGCCAAAGUACGACAUCGACAUCGACCUCGACCGCGAUACCAACGAAGCCGGCGUCUGUGUCCUCCACGUCCUCACAGUCCCUUUCCUCUCCCACCUUUCCAUCAUCGGUCUCUUCAACGAUGUCUGCUUCUCCCACCUCAUCCGAUUCUUCCCAAGUCACAAUAGCUGAAGGGUCUACCGAUGGUACUUCGCAGAGUCCUUCUUCGCCUACAGUCACCGCCCAGUCAAAUGUGAAUACUUCCCCUCCCACAAGAUUAGCUUCUCGUACACCCUUAAUUGUUGGCAUUGUCGCUGGACUCCUGGGCGUAAUAUCGCUCCUUGCUGCCUUCUUCCUGUACUACCGCAUGCGACGCACGAAGGCACACCCCUCCGAUCGUCUCGAAUCACCGCCCCCUGAACCUGAACGCAAGCCUUCAUCUGCAGAGGCGUCUUUCGGUAAGUCCUCGUACUCGUCAUUCCACCAGCGUAUCUCACGCGCUUGUCAAGCUGCAGACGCGCACGGAUCGCUUCACGCGAGCGUCCAUGUGCAGCCUCCGACGAAAGACGCGCCCCCGCUCGCCCCGCCCGCGCGUCCGUACGACACGCGCGCGUCCUCCCCCUCCGAGUCAGACCACGGUCCCCACUACCCAUCCGGCACGAGCUCGAACGUCUCGCGGACGCAGUACCUGAGCUACGCUCCCGUCGCCACUAGCGCCCCUCCGCCGUCGCCGCACGCACGCCCGCUGCCGUCCCGUCCCUCGCCCGUGCCCGACGUGCCGCCGCCGCCGUUCUCGCCCACGACACCUCUCGGGAACGCGCGCCCGUUCGGUGGCGUCUCUGCCUACACCACGGUGGACGACAAGAGCGCGUACAUGGUGCGUCGGGCGCGCGACGGGGGCGUGCGCGUCGCGGGAGGCACUCCGGACGGGUCCGAGAGCGGGUGGGUGUCAUCCGAGUGGGACGACGCGGCGGGCGGGCGCGAAGCCGAGAACGAAACGCUGCCGCCGCGAUACCGAAGAUACGAAGAAAUCGCGGAGACGUGUGGUGGGCAGUCGUAG
Molecule: messenger RNA, 1539 nt
Organism: Epithele typhae
Lineage: Eukaryota; Fungi; Basidiomycota; Agaricomycetes; Polyporales; Epitheliaceae
Exons: 2
Coding region: 1-1539 (512 amino acids)
Source: RefSeq, a predicted model, not a curated record